UCUGUCGUACUCGCCCCUCGCGCACACCGCUCAAGCUCCAGUGCUCUUCCCCUCCUUCCCUCUCCAGUUACUGCCGCACAGCCAUGGCGGACAGCGCGAGCGAGAGCGACACUGACGGAGCGGGGAGCAGCUCGGCCACCCCGAUGUCCUCCUCCGCUUCAAAUUCUGGGAAACCAAGUAUAGUCAUUUCACAGUUUCGCUUGGAGGAGCUAACGAACCGUCUUGCAUCGUUACAACAAGAGAACAAAGUUCUGAAAAUCGAGCUGGAGACGUUUAAACUAAAGUGUAAAGCCCUGCAGGAGGAGAAUCGGGACCUCCGCAAAGCUAGCGUCACCAUUCAAGCAAGAGCAGAGCAGGAGGAAGAAUUCAUCAGCAACACCUUGUUCAAGAAGAUCCAAGCUCUCCAGAAGGAGAAAGAGACCUUGGCAGUCAACUAUGAAAAGGAGGAAGAAUUUCUCACAAAUGAACUGUCAAGGAAACUUAUGCAACUUCAACAUGAGAAGGCGGAGUUGGAGCAGCAUUUGGAGCAAGAACAGGAGUUUCAGGUCAACAAGUUAAUGAAGAAGAUCAAGAAGAUGGAGAACGAAACCAUCUCAAAGCAGCUGACUCUGGAACAGUUGAGGAGGGAGAAGAUUGACCUUGAGAACACGUUAGAGCAAGAACAAGAAGCACUUGUCAACAGGCUAUGGAAGCGGAUGGACAAACUGGAGGCGGAGAAAAGAAUCCUUCAAGAGAAGUUGGACCAGCCUGUAUCAGCUCCUCCUUCUCCUCGAGAUGUUUCCAUGGAAAUAGACUCACCAGAGAACAUGAUGCGGCAUAUCCGCUUCCUGAAGAAUGAGGUGGAAAGACUCAAGAAAAGUCUGCGUACCACUGAGUUGCAGCACACUGAGAAGCGGGCCCAGUACAUAGAAGAGGAGCGGCAGAUGCGGGAGGAGAACAUUCGGUUGCAAAGAAAGCUUCAGAGAGAGAUGGAGCGCAGGGAGGCUCUAUGCAGGCAACUGUCUGAGAGUGAAUCCAGUCUGGAGAUGGAUGAUGAGAGGUCGUCUGAUCCUCUCAGAUACUUCAAUGAGAUGUCACAAGGUCUGCGAGCGAGGACGGUGUCCAGCCCCAUCCCCUACACCCCCUCCCCCAGCUCGAGUCGACCCAUAUCACCCGGGCUCUCAUAUGGAACACACACAGUAGGCUUCACGCCUCCAGCAACGCUGUCCAGAGCUUCCAUUUCCCACUACAACACCCCCGCCCUGCACAUUCACGGAAGCUCUUCUCAUGCCGUAGCGAGGCCCUCCCCAAGAAGGAGCACCAGUCCUGACAAAUUCAAACGUCCAACACCACCGCCCUCUCCUAACACGCACUCAGGGGCCCAGCAGGUCCAACCUCCACUUCCCCCACCGGCCCAGCCCAUGGUCCAGUCCAUGUCCUCGCCGGCGGCCAUGUCACAUCACGCAGCACCGCAGCAGCAGCCUCCCUCCCAGCCUUAACGCCUCACACGUGCACACCCACACAGUCUCUGUCUCUGCGCAUGACUGCGCAUUGAUUGCCACGAUGCUACCGCUGUAACUUCCAUCUUUUCCAGCUCUGGAAGUGAAGUUCCUUACUCUUAAAGUCCACAAGACGCAGCUUCAGAUGUUUUGGAGGGAAAAGGAAACAAGAAGGCGACUCGGUCUCAGUCACGGUAGCGGCCUGCCAAAUCCACAUGUGGCGUUACUCAUCUACUCUUAAAAGGAAAGGAUGGACUUCAGAAUAAAUGCUUCUGGGAUUUGUAGGAUAAAUACUUGUUCCACCUUCUGUCUUGUACUUGUUCUGUUCUCUGCUUGGGACUCUAGACGGUUGGAGUUGUUGUUGUGGCGCUUCAAAGAUAGCACAAACAGCACAGUUAGUGUGUUCCAUGGUGGUGUUUUAUUAUAGGUUGGAUGUUCGGAUUGAUGGAUGUACAGCUAGAGAAGUGGAUGGAUGGAUUGAUUUUUCUUUUUUUUUUAUGCCUAUAAUAUGACACAUAGCAGUAAAGUCCUCCACUCCAGCUCACCCUUUGUUUUCUAAGCCGUGUCAUUAUGACCAAGUUAAUCGUGGCUUCGACUAGGUCUUUAAAAAAAAGAGUUGUUGUAGAAGGCUGUCGGGAUGUUCUCCAUCGUAGGACACAGUGCAGUUAUUUUAGUUCCUGAAAGCCUUCAAAUAAAGUUAAAGUUAAAAAAAAUAUCCAUGAAGAUUGACACUGGUUCAGAAACCAGAGAUUAAUGUCAACAACUAUAAUCCAAGGUGUUACAGCUUAGUCAUGUACUCAGUCUUCUCUCUGAUCUAUCCAGUGUAUUUCUGAAAGCUUCUAUCAUCCUAAUGGAUAUUUCUCAUCAGAAAAAAAAAGAAAAUCAUAAAUCUCUACACUAAAUAUACAUACAGAUAGAGCAUUCUGAUUGAAUGGUACUGUUGGCUAAAUUUCUAUGUAUGAUUAAAGCUCUUGACAUGACAACACCGGCUUUGUUCGUUUUAUGAGGAAUUGCUACUCAUUUGUAAUCUUGUGAGGAUUUAAAAAUACACCUCCACAAACAUCUGUUAUAGUUUCCCUAAUCGAAAAUCCAUUGAUUUUUAUGCACAUAUUUAUCGGAUUACUGUAUAUUUAGCCUGCUUGUAAUGUCUCAUUGUGGAACUUAUCAUAUCCUUCAUUCUAAUGGUAAUUGAUGGAAAAUGUUUGUGCCUUAAAUAAAUCUGCACCAUCAAAA
Messenger RNA from Cyprinodon tularosa, 2711 nucleotides. RefSeq names its product coiled-coil domain-containing protein 6-like. The transcript has 9 exons. NCBI's taxonomy places the organism in Eukaryota, Metazoa, Chordata, Actinopteri, Cyprinodontiformes, Cyprinodontidae. Bases 84 to 1478 code for a protein of 464 amino acids. The record is from RefSeq and is a predicted model, not a curated record.